CUCGUGAUUCAGAGGAGAGAGAACGCUGGAUAAGGGCCUUAGAAGACACAAUCAAAAGACAUUCUCAAGCAAGAAAGGUUUUUAAUGAGUAACAUUUCAGUAGGCUCCAAGUAGUUUUUCUACUUUAGCUAGUGUAGGUUUUGAUGAUAAAAAUUUGGUUGGAAGCCUUCAAUUCUUGUCAAACUACACCAUAAUGAUCACAUACAACCAUAGUUUUACUUGUUUCUUAGCAGGAACAAUUUUUAUGGUAGAUUUAGCACAGUAAUUAAUGUGGUGUGGUCUAUUUUAUAUUUGAAUUAUAAAAUUGGCAAGGUGUGAUAUUGGUCCAUUACAUUCAUAAUGAAACUAAUAGCAUAACAUCAUGUCAUGCUACUUGCUGGGAUUGAGGAAGCAAUUAAGUACAAUAACUGUAGGAUGGGUCCCCCGGAACUGAUGCAUGCUGACUGGUUUUUGAUUCCUAUGGUAUCAGUAUUAUUUCAAUCCAUGAAAUAAAGCAACCAAAAACAGAUUUAAGCUUAAAGUUGGCUUUGUGACAGAGCCACGUAAAUGCUCCUGGAAUGGAAUUCUACCCUGUGUGACUAUCUGUUUAAGGAAACCCUUUUGAUAAAGGGUCUAAAUACAGAAUUCCCAGAAAACUAAAUGCAACUCUAACAUCAGGAAAAUUUGGAGAUCACAAUGAGCCAAGUAAAAACUAACAUAUAAUGCGCACUUUGCGAGAAUGAGCAAACAGAUAUCAAAGACAAAACAUAACUGUCAAUAAGGGUCAGGUCGACCUACAUGUAGAUCAAGUCCUUCUUUUACUUAGAAAUUCUCUUGAAGAUUUGUUUUUUAAAUUUGGUAAACAGGUAGUCAAACCUCUGCCCUUUGAAAUAUAGAAACAUGAAUAUUAAGUUUCAGACCAGAUUUUGAAAACUUCAGCCUUUUAUAAAAGCCAAAGAAUACCACUUGUUGCUAUAAUGGUAAUCUCUGUUGCUAAGAAGCCAGUCAAGGUGAAACUACAGUCUAUGUGAUCAUUGCGGUGUACUUUGACAAAAGUUGGAAAUUACCUUCUCCCUUAAUUUUAAUCUUUACAACAUGGAUCCUAUGCAGUUAGAAGCAAUUGUGUUGUUCCAGAAAAUAUCCAUGGAUACCCCUCCUGCGGAAGGUUUUUUAGCUUGAACCCCCCCACCCUUCCGGAAAUUCCAUUUUAAUGUCUCACUUUCCUUUAAAAAAUUGGGCUUUUGUAACCCCCCUCCCCUUAGGAGUUUCUGUUAACCUUCCGUUGGGUGGGUAUGGAUAUUUUCUGGAACCACACAUUAACUAUAUCAAGCUUUAGAGCAAGAUUAUUUCUGAAAGAUCAACCUUGGCUUGUAGCUAGGACAAUCACAGAACUCCUUGGAUAUGAUAUUAUUUUCUUCUUAAUUUAGAGAACAAUGGCUGGUUUUCAGACCCUAUUUGAUCCCUCUCAAGAAAAUUUAGAGCAACGCUUAGCAGAAGCUGAAGCGUAUCAGAAGAUUCUUGAACAGCAAAUCAAGGCUCUAAACACUCACAUGAGUGCUGACACAGGAGCUCACGAUUCACAGAGAUAUGCCAUUCUCAAGGAAUCAUCCACUAAAAUGCUGGAAUCAAUGAAUUGUUGUUUGAAGCACAUGUAUACAUUGAAGGAAGAAUGUGAAAAAUCAGCUGAGAGUUCUUUAACUUGUGAUGAGCCAAUGAUGCCUGUAGUCAAUGAUCAUUAUUCUGCCAAGAUGUCAAACCUUUCCCUUGACAGCAGUACAGCCGAUAACAAAGACCAGCAAGACACAGAAUCCACAGUAGAAAAAAGAACUUUGAAGCCCAGUAAGAGUGAUUCCUCACUCAAUGUUAGGGACAAAACAUCCUCAGUUUCCAGUGAUGAAGGAUAUGACCUACAACCUUCUAAAGCAACGUCAAAAUCCAACCAUGAACUCUCAACAGCUGUAAGAAAUGUUCCCUCUCACCUGCCGUUAGAAAUGCCUAAUCUACUUCCACAAGUUGGUUACUCUGUGUCACCCACCCGAGAUGGACAUGUGGUGCCAUUCACGUCAUACUCAAGUAGUGAAGAUGAAGAUGACGUGGAAUUCUUCGAUGCAGAUGAGUAUCAUGAUUUAGAAUCAGCUCCAUCAAGCUCGCCUCCCCAGAGUAACCCAUUCUCUGCAUCCAAGAAAUGGAUGGAUCGUGAUGAGUAUGAAAUAGAGGACGGGGACACAACAGGAGGAGAUCUUGAUGCAAUUGACAAACACAGUAGUGUUAUUACACAUUUGUUAUCUCAAGUGCGUCUUGGAAUGGACUUGACAAAGGUUGUUUUACCAACGUUUAUUCUUGAGAGACGAUCUUUGUUGGAAAUGUACGCAGAUUUCUUUGCACAUCCUGACCUGUUUGUUGAUAUUGUGAACUAUUCGGAUCCUAAAGAUCGUAUGGUAGCAGUCGUCAGAUGGUAUCUGUCUGCAUUCCAUGCUGGUCGUAAGGGUUCUGUAGCAAAGAAGCCGUACAAUCCUAUAUUGGGAGAGACGUUCCGUUGUUUCUGGGUGCUGCCUGAAUGUGAGACGUCAAGAACAGAGAAAUGUCAAAUCGACGGUCCAGUGCCUUGGGCUUCUGAAGAUGACGUCACUUUUCUUGCUGAGCAAGUAUCCCAUCAUCCUCCAAUUUCUGCCUUCUAUGCAGAGAACUUUAGUAAACAGAUUUCUUUCAACGCGCAUAUUUGGACCAAGUCAAAGUUCUUGGGAUUGUCAGUUGGAGUAGAAAACAUUGGACAAGGCUGUGUUUCUGUUUUGCCAUAUGACGAGGACUACGUCUUAACAUUCCCGAAUGGCUAUGGAAGAUCCAUUUUAACAGUUCCUUGGAUAGAAAUAGGAGGGAAAACGAAUAUAACCUGCUCCAAGACUGGAUAUCAAGCAAAUGUACAGUUUCAUUGUCGGCCGUUUUACGGUGGAAAGAAACAUCGGAUCACCUGUGAAAUAAUCUCCCCGGACGACAAAAAGACCUUUCUAUCUAUCACAGGGGAGUGGAACGGACAAAUGUUUGCCAAAUUUCCUGACCGAGAGGAACCUGAAUUAUUUAUUGAUACCACAACCAUGCCAACAGUGAUGAAAAUGGUUAAGAAGAUUUCCAAACAGCAAGAAAACGAAUCCAGACGAUUAUGGAAAGAUGUUACGAUUAGCUUAAAAGAAGACGAUGUAGAAAAAGCAACCGCCUCCAAACACAAGUUAGAGGAACGUCAGCGAGCUGAAGCAAGAGAGAGAAAAGAGAAUGGACUGACUUGGGAAACUAAGUUGUUCCAUGAAGUUGGAGAAAACUGGGUUUAUGACAAACCACUAAUAAAGAGACUACCCAAUCAAAGUCGUCCUAAAAGCAAAUGAUUCCCGGAUGACGGAGCAGUGGCCUGGUGCUUUUUGCCAUUCUCACAUGUCAAACUCGUGCAAAUCACGUGAGAAAAAUAAGUUUACUGAUCUUAGUGUCAGUCCAAAUGAGGCGCCGGCAAACGAACUGAAAUAUAAAGAUGACGAAAAUAAUUUUACAUGUUUACCUUCUAAAAGUAAUCAGUUAACUCCAUCAAUUUCGCCGUUGCUCGAUAGCUAAUGCAGCGAAGGUGUUUGAAGAAGUAAAUAGCUCUUAGGUAGACAAGUAUCUUGUUGCGUCUUAGGUAAGCAAUCAUAGCAAAAUCGACUCCAUUCUUUUCCGCGCAUCAUCACUGACAAACCGGACAUUUUACUACCUGUCUUUAUGUUCGACCACGUUUUGAUCUUUUCUGCAAUAGCUGUUAAAUAUCAGAAGAUUUUAGUAGUCUAACUACAUUUUACAGAAAGACUAGAGCCAGAGGAUUUUAAUCUUUGAUUAUACAGAACACUAUCCUGCAGAGGAGGUACUAAGUCGUUACUAAAUUGACUUUAGUGUUUAUGAUGGUGGCUGAAGAUACAGAUUUAUCCUCGAACGAAAUAUUCAUAUUUAUAUAACGGGGGUUGGGAAAUAUUUCCGGCACGCCUUUAAUGACCGACAGAAAAUGUCAAGACAAUUGUUGAGAAUUAAAAAACGUAGGUAGGUAGAACUUUGAAAAUGGUUUUGUAUAAUUAAGGCUAUCUGAAAUAAAAGUAUUUAUCUUAAGUUUGGUUUA
Messenger RNA from Orbicella faveolata, 4108 nucleotides. Its product is annotated as oxysterol-binding protein-related protein 9-like. Gene Ontology annotation, cellular component: membrane; Golgi apparatus; cytosol. Gene Ontology annotation, molecular function: sterol binding. The record is from RefSeq and is a predicted model, not a curated record. Lineage: Eukaryota; Metazoa; Cnidaria; Anthozoa; Scleractinia; Merulinidae.